This is a messenger RNA of Lachnellula hyalina, 1308 nucleotides long. It is a transcript of the gene fahA, whose product is annotated as Fumarylacetoacetase. Gene Ontology annotation, molecular function: fumarylacetoacetase activity. The record is from RefSeq and is a predicted model, not a curated record. The transcript is spliced from 2 exons. Lineage: Eukaryota; Fungi; Ascomycota; Leotiomycetes; Helotiales; Lachnaceae. Gene Ontology annotation, biological process: L-phenylalanine catabolic process; homogentisate catabolic process; L-tyrosine catabolic process. The coding region runs from base 1 to 1308 and encodes 435 amino acids.
AUGGCACCCCUCAAAUCAUGGCUAUCCAUUCCCCCAGACAGUGAUUUCUCCCUCUCCAAUAUCCCCUUUGGUAUCAUAAACUCCAAGAACAACCCAACCGAAAAGCGUCCUGCAAUCGCAAUCGGAAACCACGUCCUUGACCUCAAAGCCUUCUCCAAAGCAAAUGGCUUCAGCGGCCUCCCAUCCCUCAAAGAUCCCCUCACAAUCUUCUCCCAACCAACCCUGAAUGUAUUUGCAGCUCUGGGCCAGCAAACACAUAACUCCGUCCGCACAUAUAUCCAAGACAUCUUCUCAGAAUCCACGUCCAACCCGCAAAUCCUAAAAGACAAUGCCUCGUUACAAAAAGAGGCUCUCUUACCAAAACAUGAGACGAAAACCCAUCUCCCAAUGCAAAUUGGCGACUACACUGAUUUCUAUGCCGGCAAGAACCAUGCUUUCAACGUUGGUUCCAUGUUCCGCGACCCCGCCAACGCCCUACAACCAAACUACACACACCUCCCCGUCGGCUACCACGGCCGCGCCUCCAGCGUCGUCAUAUCCGGGACACGAAUCCGGCGCCCCAACGGGCAAAUCCUCCUCGACAAGACCGCGUCCCCCCCUCAUCCCAUCCUCUCCCCCUGCCGGAACCUCGACAUUGAACUCGAGCUCGGGUGUUUCCUCUGCGCCUCCAACCCACUCGGCACCCCGAUCCGCAUCGGGGCAGAAGCAGAAGCAGCCAUCUUCGGCUUCGUGCUCAUGAACGAUUGGAGCGCGCGCGAUAUCCAGACGUGGGAAUAUGUACCGCUCGGCCCGUUCAACGCGAAGAAUUUCGGCACCACGGUUAGCGCGUGGGUUGUGCUGCCGAGUGCGUUGGAGGGCUUCCGGGUGGAGAAGAUGCAGAAUGGUACAGGGGUGUUGCCGCAUUUGAGGGAGGCGAGGGAUGAUAGCGUGUAUGAUAUCCAGCUUGAAGUUGAUCUGACGACGCCGGAAGGCGAUACGACGAAUAUCAGCCAAGUCAGUGGCAAGCAUCUUCUGUGGAGUUUUCCGCAGAUGAUCGCGCAUCAUAGCAUUGGGGGAUGUCCGAUGAACGUCGGGGAUUUGCUGGGGAGUGGGACGAUUAGUGGGAAUAGUGAACGGGGAGGGGAUUUGGGGAGUUUGUUGGAGGCGUGUCAGGGGGGCAAGAAGGAGAUUAUGAUAAAGGGUAUGGAUGUAAGGAAGUUUUUGAAGGAUGGAGAUACGGUUACUAUACGCGGGGUUUGUGGGGAGGAUGGGGCGAGGGUUGGCUUUGGGGAGUGUGUGGGGACUAUUGAGAGUGCGAUUCAGGUUUAG